CUCCCUGUCUCUGAUAUAGCAAAUUCAAAUCUCGCUUUUCUAGCUUUCUCUUUCUCCCAAUCUCAAUGUGACUUUCAGAAUCCAAUCGCCCUUUUCCUUUUUUCCCUUCCCCACCUUUCUUCCUCUUCCAUGUCAACAUGAAUCUCUUUCCCUCUCACUCUCUCCUUCCCCUUCCUCAUUCUCUACUUCUUCUUCCUCCUCCUCUUUCACCUUCCACCCGACCAUGUGUACCUCCAAGAAGGCCACCGCAGGUUGUCUCACCGGCAUCGUCCGCAGAAUCCUCUGUUCUCGCGGUCUUCCCACCCACCCCUCUGAUCAAAUCAGAGACGCUGAUUCUGUACUUCAAACUCACCAAGACCAUGAAUUCAAGGCUGACCACAAGACUCAGCCUGGUUCUGUCACUCCUACUUCUACCAAUGCCACUACUCUUUCUGCUCCUGGAAUUGUCGCCAGGUUGAUGGGUUUGGAGUCCAUGGUGGAAAUUCCCACUGAAUCAUCUGCUGCUUCGCUUUCUCGAAGCCGAUCCAUGAACUCUGUUCAAUGCUUCGGGGAAUGCGAUCGCUUGCAGGGGAUUCAUCGGAGGGUCAAAUCUACUUUGUCGUUUCGUGAGGUCCCUGGAUUUACGUUCCUGGAAAACGACGACAACUUCUUGGUCCUCAGCUUCGAAGGCCAAGAAUUUGAAUCCAAAUUGGGUUCUGCGGGAUUGAAGCAGAGACCGAGAUCGAAGGAACAUAGGAGGGAAAAGGUUUCUCUCUGGCUCUGAAAUACAACGAGUGGCAAGGAGAAACAGCGCAGGAAGGUGUGUGAUGAAAUAUCUCUGAGGAAAAAUGAUGGUAAGCUCCGAGAACUUACCAACAUGAUGCCUCAGACCAGCUUCAAGGUUGCUUCUGCAAAGAAUUAUUUCAAUUCACAAGCAGAGAUGUUCGAGGACGUUCUGAAUGAUAGGAAGCUAGAGAGAAGGAGACGGAUGAGGAGGAGGAGGAGGAAGAAAUCAUGCUGUAAUUGUACUGCGAAGAAGACGGAACAAGAGUGCAAUUCAGAGGAAACAAGUCCAGUUUCUGUCCUUGAUUUUGAUCGCCAAGCUCCCGGAUCAGACUUAGAUUCAUCAGGGAUGGGGAUGAGUCCAAGAAGAAAGUUGUCGCCUGAGCUGGGAAACGGCCAACACUUGCUUGUGCGUUUUGAUGCGAACUUGAUGAUUGAACAGAGGAAUGUAAAGGAAAACGACGAAGACAAAAGCGAAACGUCGAGGAGGAAAGAGAAGCAGAGACAGAAGUAUACAGACAUAUGGGAAGAAGCGUGCAGAAAAGCUGGAGACGAAGUAAUAGGAUCAAAGCAAGUGUGGAAGAAGCAAGGGGAUUCUGAAAGCAUAGGCGAAGAUUUAGAGUCAGAAAUUUUUGAACAUUUAGUGAAUGAGGUGGUACAUCAACUACUUGUUGACCAUGGGCGGAGAAUUGAAAUGUAACCUUCAAAAAUAUUGUAAAAUAAGCAAUCUUCUUCAUAUAAAUAUAAAUGUACAAAGAUAUUAAACCCUUUCUCUUCUCAUUUUCUU
Molecule: messenger RNA, 1549 nt
Organism: Prosopis cineraria
Lineage: Eukaryota; Viridiplantae; Streptophyta; Magnoliopsida; Fabales; Fabaceae
Source: RefSeq, a predicted model, not a curated record